AUGGAAGUCAUGAGCAACGGAGCUCCAUCGAUCGGCAAUCAUUCCGAUCAAGAGAUGGAGAAUCGAAAACCCAAAAUAAGAGCAGUGAAUCUGGGGGGCUGGCUCGUCACAGAAGGAUGGAUCAAGCCUUCCCUUUUUGAUGCAAUCCCCAACAAGGACUUCUUGGAUGGGACUAUUCUUCAGUUCAAAUCAAUGACGGUCAGAAAGUUUCUCUGUGCCGAGUCUGGUGGAGGAAGCCGAGUAGUCGCCAACAGCUCAGGGACUCCUGGUGGUGGCAAACACCCCGCAGGUUCCGGUCCCCGAUGGGAGACCUUCAGGCUGUGGAGAAUCAGUGAGGUGCUCUUCAACUUUAGGGUCGCCAACAAGCAAUUCGUCGGCCUGGACUCUAGUGGGGAUGGUGUCGAUUUGGUGGCUACAUGUGAUUCACCAGGAACACGAGAAACCUUUGAGAUCGUGAGAAACUUAAAUGAUCCAAACCGUGUUAGAAUCAGAGCUUCCAAUGGUUUCUUCUUACAGGUGAGGACAGAGAAACGAGUGACAGCUGAUUAUCAAUAUGACGAGAGCGAUGCUUGGGGAGAUAUAGAUCCAUCUGUGUUUGUGACGAGCUUCAUCAAAAGAUUGGAAGGCGAGUUCCAAAUCACGAAUGGUCUUGGACCACGAAAAGCCGCCGAAGUCAUGAGGGAACACUGGAGAACGUUCAUAGUGGAAGAAGAUUUCGAAUUCGUAGCCGAGAAUGGAUUGGACGCUGUGAAAAUUCCAGUAGGUUGGUGGAUGGCGAGUGACCCAAAUCCCCCACCCCCUUAUGUCGGCGGUUCGUUGGCCUUUUUGGACAAAGCCUUCUGUUGGGCAGAGAAGCAUGGGUUGAAGGUCAUAACUGACCUGCGCGCAGCACCUGGUUCCCAAAAUGGCUGGGAACGGAGCUCAUCAAGAGAUGGGUUCCAGGAAUGGGGAGACACAAAUGAGACCAUCCAACAAACCCUCCGUGUCAUAGAAUUCCUAACGUCCCGAUACACGAAGAGCCCGAGCCUUUAUGCCGUCGACCUUCUGAACGAGCCACUCACAGGGACGCUUCCUCGAGAGACUGUCAGUGGGUACUACAUUGCCGGGUACAAAGCUGUCCGCAAGCACUCCUCCGCUGCUUAUGUUAUCAUGUCCUGCAUGCCUGAAACCUCCAGCAUGGAGCUGCUGCUCCCCGAUGCGAGCGGCCUGGACAGGACAGUUGUGGAUAUGCAAUGCUAUUUUCUGUUCGACACAGAAUUCGACACCAUCCAAGAUAUCCUUCCUUUCAUAUACAAAGAUAGCGUUACCCAAGUGGACCGUCCCGCUUCAUCAAAUGGACCUCUCACUUUUGUGGGUGAAUGGGUAGUGGAGUGGGGACCGAAUGAUGCAACAAAAGAACAGUACCAAAAGUCUGCGGAGGUUCAACUGGAAGCAUACGGACGAGCCACGUUUGGAUGGGCAUAUUGGACUCUCAAGUGCGCAGAAGACCGCUGGAGCUUGGAAUGGAUGAUCAAGAACGGUGACAUUAAGCUUUAG
Messenger RNA from Syzygium oleosum, 1536 nucleotides. RefSeq names its product glucan 1,3-beta-glucosidase-like. Gene Ontology annotation, biological process: cell migration; establishment or maintenance of cell polarity; actin filament bundle assembly. NCBI's taxonomy places the organism in Eukaryota, Viridiplantae, Streptophyta, Magnoliopsida, Myrtales, Myrtaceae. Gene Ontology annotation, molecular function: hydrolase activity, hydrolyzing O-glycosyl compounds; actin filament binding. The transcript is spliced from 8 exons. Bases 1 to 1536 code for a protein of 511 amino acids. The record is from RefSeq and is a predicted model, not a curated record. Gene Ontology annotation, cellular component: cytoplasm; actin cytoskeleton.